UUCACCUGCAGUUGUGAGCUUGAGGAUUCGGGACAGAGUUGAUCAGUGAGGAGCUUUGUAUUGCAUACGAAACGCUGUAGGGACAUCCUAGAAGAAACACCAGGGAAAUAAAAAAGAAAAACCGAGUCCCAGCUCAAGCUGCUGCUGCUACUGCAUGCUUGCAAAAUGAAAACUGUUUUUCUUGUAUUGCUGAUGAACGCCUUGUCAUUUGGCACAUCUUGGGGGAAUUAUGGAGACCUUGCACCUAAACCGCCAUGUCGAGCUGGAUUUUCAGAAAGUUUUUAUACUGUGCUGGUUUCAAGGGAGAUAUUGGAAGGUCAGAGCAUUCUCAAAGGUUCCACAGUAUCUUCAGGGUACGUGAAAUUUAAUGACUGCCGGGAGAAUGAGGAUGUUGGGUAUGAAAGCAGUGACCUGGAUUUCAAGGUGCGCGCAGAUGGCUCAAUCUACGCGGCUCGUGAGGUAACGAGCCUGUUGCGGCCAGUUCAGUUCACGGUGACGGCCCAUGGUGCUGCCGACCCACAAACAUGGGAGACGACAGUCAGACUGGCCGUGGCAGGACAGGAGACAGCACCGCCUGAGGAGCAAGAGCUAAUGGGGAAGGAGAACGCACCACCAGAGUGGGAUCUGCAGCCAACUCGUACUCUGUUUCCGUGGAAACAGCAGCUGAACUCCAAUGGGCUGAGACGGCAGAAGCGAGAUUGGGUCAUCCCGCCAAUCAAUGUGCCAGAAAAUUCCAGAGGGCCCUUCCCCCAAAUGCUUGUCAGAAUCCGCUCAGACAAGGACAGAGACAUUCAGAUGAGAUACAGCAUCACUGGAGUGGGUGCAGACCAACCCCCUAUGGAAGUGUUCAGCAUUGAUCCCGUAGCUGGGAAGAUGUAUGUCACGAAGCCCUUGGACCGGGAAGAAAGAGCCUCCUAUCAUCUGAGAGCUCACGCAGUGGACAUGAAUGGAAACAAAGUGGAGAACCCCAUUGACCUGUACAUCUACGUGAUUGACAUGAACGACAACAGGCCAGAGUUCCACAACCAAGUCUACAAUGGCUCAGUGGACGAGGGCUCCAAACCUGGUUCCUACGUGAUGAAGGUGACGGCAGUUGAUGCUGAUGAUGACACCACGCCAAAUGGGAUGGUUCGAUACAGGAUCCUGUCCCAGUCCCCACACAGCCCUAUCCCCAACAUGUUUACCAUCAACAGUGAGACCGGGGACAUCGUCACAGUGGCAGCUGGACUGGACAGAGAGAAAGUUUCUCAGUACACCAUCAUUGUUCAAGCCACCGACAUGGAAGGGAACCUGAACUUCGGCCUGUCCAACACAGCCACAGCCAUCAUUAGCGUGACAGACGUCAAUGACAACCCCCCAGAACUGACUGCUAGCACGUUUUCUGGAGAGGUUCCAGAAAACAAGGUGAACAUAGUUGUUGCCAACCUGACAGUGAUUGACAGGGACCAGCCCCACACUGCAAACUGGAACGCUGUGUACCGGAUAGUGAGCGGAGACCCUUCUGGACACUUCACCAUCCGCACCGACCCGGUUACCAACGACGGCAUGGUUACCGUGGUGAAGCCAGUUGACUAUGAGAUGAACAGAGCCUUCAUGUUGACUGUAAUGGUCUCCAACCAGGCCCCCUUGGCCAACGGCAUCCAGUCCUCCUUCCAGUCCACUGCGGGGGUUACCAUUUCAGUGAUGGACGUCAACGAGGCGCCGUACUUCUCAUCCAACCCCAAGCUCAUCCGCUUCGAGGAGGGGGUCCCCUCUGGGACAGCCCUCAGCACCUUCUCCGCCACAGACCCUGACCGCUUUGUGCAGCAGAUAGUCAGGUACUCCAAGCUGUCAGAUCCAGCAAAUUGGCUGAACAUUAAUGCCACCAACGGUCAGAUCACCACCACUGCAGUCCUGGAUCGGGAGUCGGUCUAUGUUAAAAAUAACAUUUACGAAGCCACCUUCCUAGCAGCCGACAAUGGCUUUCCCGCAGCAAGUGGUACAGGCACGCUUCAGAUCUACCUCAUUGACGUCAAUGACAAUGCUCCCGAGCUGCUGCCCAAAGAGGCCCAGAUUUGUGAGAAGCCCAACACCAACUCCAUCAACAUCACGGCUGCUGACGCAGACAUCGACCCCAAUGUGGGGCCCUUCGUCUUCGAGCUGUCAAGCAGAGUGCGCCGCAACUGGACCAUCUCCCGACUCAGUGGUGACUACGCCCAGCUGAGCCUGCGCAUCAUGUUUCUGGAGUCAGGAGUGUACGACGUGCCCAUCAUUAUCACAGACUCGGGAAACCCCCCGCUGUCCAACACCUCAGUUAUCAAAGUGAAGGUGUGCCCCUGCGACGAGAAUGGAGACUGCACCACCAUUGGGGCCGUGGCAUCAACUGGGCUUGGCACUGGAGCCAUCAUUGCGAUCCUCAUCUGUAUCAUCAUACUGCUCACCAUGGUGCUCCUCUUCGUGGUGUGGAUGAAGAGGCGGGAGAAGGAGAGACAGACCAAACAGCUCCUGAUCGACCCCGAGGACGACGUACGAGACAACAUCCUGAAAUAUGAUGAAGAAGGCGGUGGCGAGGAGGACCAGGAUUAUGACCUGAGCCAGCUCCAGCAGCCCGAGUCCCUGGAUCACAUCAUCAGCAAGCCCCCUGGGAUCAGGAGGGUGGACGAGAGACCUGUGGGAGCCGAGCCCCAGUACCCCAUCCGACCGGUCGUCCCCCACCCCGGGGACAUUGGGGAUUUCAUCAACGAAGGCCUCAGAGCUGCGGAUAACGACCCGACGGCACCUCCCUAUGACUCGCUCCUGGUGUUCGACUACGAAGGAAGCGGCUCGACAGCGGGCUCUGUAAGCUCACUCAACUCAUCCAGCACCGGCGACCAGGACUACGACUAUCUCAGCGACUGGGGCCCGCGCUUCAGGAAGCUAGCAGACAUGUACGGGGGCGGAGAUGAAGACUAAGUGACCUCAACCAGCGAGGCGAAGACGACGCUCCAGAAACCAACCAACCAAGAGUGAGGACUGUACAGAGGCAGCUUUUUAAUCAAUGUCCCCUGCUGACAGUAAAACAAGCAAAAACAAAUGUGUUUUAUUUAUUUUAUUUUUUUGUGUCAUUGUUUUUUUCUUCUCUUUUUAGAAUAUAUAAGCUGUCUAAUAGCAUGAAUGAACGCUUGUUGUCUUAGCUGCAUUGUUCUAUUUCGAUGCAGGCAGCAGGGAGGUGCAUUAUUUUGCUUGAAACCUUCGCUUUAUCAUUAAAGAGAGUGAAAGGCAUUCUUUCUUAACUUGAAUUCCUUAGAACAGAAGCACUGUUGUCAAAGUGCCUUUUUCGGUGCGUUUUAUCGGAUUCCCGCUAUCUCAGGAUUGAACGUCAUUCAAAUGGCUCGGGCAGCACUCUCUCCCUCUUUGACCCUGAAAAAAAAAAAAAAAAACUAGUUGGUAAUAUAAGAAAAAAAAAUUAAUUAAAAAAAAAAAGUUUUGCAUUUUAUUUUCAGAUUGCCUUUAAAAAAAAAAAAAAAAAAAAAAAGUAGUGAAUAAAAAACAAGUGGUUUGUGCAACUAUAAACAGCCAUCUUCAUCCCUGAAGCAAACAAAAAAGUUAGGACAAACUGAACACCCCCACUCCCCUUCCCCACAGAGGUGUCAUUAUGAAUUGUGUCUGUGAUGCAGUAUGGGGCUUUUAUUUACUGUGAGUCUGAAUAUUCAGGACAGUAGAUUAUUGAAACCAUUUGGUAAAUGAUCCUUGCUGCUGUUAAGCAGGUCAGAAGCACAUUCUUGUAAAUACAUUCAAAAUGAUGCUAUUAUCAGGUAAACAGAAGCUUCUGUUAUACUUUUGGUGGCACAUAGUCAGUUAAAACAAUGAUCCAAUGAGAGUUGUUGGUUGUAAUAUUUGAUGAAGUAUGGGUUUUAUGUUACAGCAAGCUGACAAACAUUCAUAACUACGGUAAGGCAUACUGUGUAUAAAUACACACAAGAAUAUAAAUAAACGCGGUGCAGCGAGGGUCUGUUGAAUCCUAAAACAAACGUUAUACCUUCCGCUAUACAGGGUCAUCUAGUUCAGUGGAACUGUUGUGUGUUUGAGAUUUAGCUAACUUCUAUUACCUUGCUGUGUAAACUAUCAUAUUUAACCUGCUGGGUUGCACACACUCAAUUCUAAAAGUCUUAACUACACUUUAAAAAAGGCAUGUAUGAUCUUGACGGCACUGGAAGCCAAAUUAGUUCUGCUUCUUUGAUUUAGACAUUUAGACCACUUUUUUGUCCUGAUAAAGUGAAGCGGG
This is a messenger RNA of Polyodon spathula (Mississippi paddlefish), 4243 nucleotides long. RefSeq names its product cadherin 4, type 1, R-cadherin (retinal) (gene cdh4). The coding region runs from base 166 to 2931 and encodes 921 amino acids. Gene Ontology annotation, biological process: multicellular organism development; homophilic cell-cell adhesion; cell-cell junction assembly. The record is from RefSeq and is a predicted model, not a curated record. NCBI's taxonomy places the organism in Eukaryota, Metazoa, Chordata, Actinopteri, Acipenseriformes, Polyodontidae. The transcript is spliced from 17 exons. Gene Ontology annotation, molecular function: calcium ion binding; cadherin binding. Gene Ontology annotation, cellular component: catenin complex; plasma membrane; adherens junction.